Cantharellus anzutake is the source of this 1227-nucleotide messenger RNA. RefSeq lists its product as uncharacterized. The transcript has 15 exons. Bases 1 to 1227 code for a protein of 408 amino acids. Gene Ontology annotation, biological process: transmembrane transport. The record is from RefSeq and is a predicted model, not a curated record. Gene Ontology annotation, cellular component: membrane. Gene Ontology annotation, molecular function: transmembrane transporter activity. Lineage: Eukaryota; Fungi; Basidiomycota; Agaricomycetes; Cantharellales; Hydnaceae.
AUGAGUGAAAUACAGGCGAUCCAGUCCCAUGCUUCGCUCCCCAAGGCUUCCGAGGAGUUGGCACCUCAACCUGCCGAUUUGCUCGAUGAUCAGGCAGAGAAGAUUUUUGCCCAUCUCGCUCGUCCUGAAAUCGAUUACUCCUCGACAUCUGCAUUCUGUUCUAGCUCUUGGAAGCGAUUCAAAAGUCUUUGGACCAAAAGCUUCAUCUUCUCUUUGAUUGCUGGACAAGUUGUUUCUCUUUGCAUCACUUGCACGAGUGUCACCACGACGGAACUAACAAAGAGAAAUUUCAACAUACCGACGACCCAGACUUGGUUUCUGUACUUUGGAUUACUCUGCAUUUAUACCCCAUACACGAUGUAUCAGUAUGGAUUCAUGGGAUGGUGCGAGAUGGUGUACCGACGCGGAUGGGCAUACUUCAUUCUUGCGUGUUGUGAUGUCGAAGGAAAUUUCUUGGUUGUGAAAGCAUAUGAAUUCACUACGCUGCUCUCUUGUAUGCUCCUCGAUGCCUGGGCUAUUCCCAUCUGUAUCUUGUUCACUUGGCUUUUGAUGCGCACCAGGUACCACUGGACCCAACUUAUCGCUAUUCUGGUUUGCAUUGGCGCGAUGGGUUUGCUAGUUGCAUCCGAUCACAUCACGGGUGGGAAGGACUGGACCCCCCGCAAUAUGGUUAAAGGCGAUAUGUUUAUGCUCGCGGGAGCCACGUUAUACGGAUUCACCAAUGCAUUGGAGGAAUUUUUUGUUCGUCAGAGGCCUCUGUACGAGGUGGUUGGGCAGUUGGGGUUGUGGGGUACAAUCAUUAAUGGCAUCCAAGCUGCCGGCUUGGAACACAACGGAAUACGGACGGCUUCAUGGCACGCCCCAGUUAUCGGUCUGCUGUUCGCAUAUACUGCUGCUAUGCUCAUAUUGUAUACCGUUGCGCCACUUCUGUACCGGAAGGCAUCGGCCGCUUACUUCAAUCUUUCGCUCCUCUCGAGUGACUUUUUUGGCUUGCUGUUCGGUCUCUUCCUCUAUCAUUACCGUCCAUACUGGCUUUACUUCGUGGCGUUUUCGAUCGAAAUAAUUGGAUUAAUCAUUUACUUCUGGCAUGCGACGCCUGAGAGCCAGGGCAAGGUAGACCCAAGACGUCCAUCAUACGUUCGUCAAGUCAAAGCGAACACUACGGCUCAAGAUGUUGAAGCUGGUGGUCCAACUGUUGACACCGACAGUGCUUCGAUCACCAAAUAA